AUCUCUCUGAAAAAAACGAAAUCUAUUGCCAAGUUGAACGAUCUGCUUGCCAAUCUUAGUCAUCAUCCCCCAAGCAUGGCAACUUCAUCCAUGCUUUAUAACCCACUUCCCAUCACUCGAUCCAACAAGAAGAGAUCACUAUCCAUCGCUCGCGCCCAAAAAGAGGCAGUUCUCUAUCCACCACACACGAGCUCAUCGACUCAAGCCAUUCGUCUUGCCGCAUCGCUAUCAAAUCUCCUCCAUCUUCACGUCGAAGCGCCUCCGGGAACCGAGGAUCUCCGAUUCUCUAAGGGGGUUACUUCGCACGAUAUCGAAGAGAAAUACUCUGCCCCGACGAAGUCUCCCAAGGAGGUGAUAUCCAGCAAGUGGCGUGAAAUGCACGGUUCGUCGGAUUGGAAGGACCUCCUCGACCCCCUCCACCCUUGGCUCCGGAGGGAGAUAAUCAAGUAUGGGGAGUUGGCUCAGGCAACCUAUGACGCAUUCGACUUCGACUCCUUCUCGGAGUACUGUGGCAGUUGUAGGUACAAUAAGCAUAAGCUCUUCGACGAGUUGGGCUUGAAACAAAACGGUUACAAAGUCACCGAGUACAUUUAUGCGAUGUCGCACAUGGAGAUCCCAAGAUGGCUGGAGAGGUCCCGGCUGGCGGACACAUGGAGCAAGGAUUCCAAUUGGAUCGGCUACAUAGCAUGUAGCGAUGAUGAGGAGACACGCCGGAUUGGGCGCCGGGACAUCUUGGUGGCAUGGCGGGGCACGGUGGCUCCGUCGGAGUGGUAUGAGGACUUCCAAAGGAAGUUAGAGCCAAUUGGCCAUGGAGAUGAUCAUCAUGCUAGGGUAGAGCAUGGGUUCCUAAGCAUCUACACUUCCAAGAGCAAGUCAACAAGGUACAACAAGUCGAGCGCGUCGGAGCAAGUGAUGAGUGAGAUACGCAAGCUCGUGGAUCUCUAUAGAGACAGAGGAGAGGAAGUGAGCCUCACCAUAACCGGCCAUAGCUUAGGAGGUGCAUUGGCUCUCCUCAAUGCUCAUGAAGCUUCAUCCACCAUCCCAAACCUCCCCGUAAGUGUCAUAUCCUUUGGUGCACCAAGAGUUGGGAAUGGUGCAUUUAGAGAUGAGCUACACCAAAAGGGGGUCAAAACCCUAAGAGUAGUAGUGAAGCAAGACAUGGUCCCAAAAAUGCCAGGGCUUGUUUUCAAUGAAGGAUUGGAGAGGUUCGAUGAGCACAUAACUGGGGCAUUGGAGUGGGUGUACACUCAUGUUGGGGCUGAACUGAAGCUGGAUGUCCAAUCGUCGCCUUACUUGAAACAUGGGUUGAACUUCCUAGGGUUUCACAUGACGGAGACUUAUCUCCAUCUGGUGGAUGGGUUUCUAAGCACAAGGUCCAAUUUUAGGGUAGAUGCCAAGAGGGAUGUGGCUUUAGUUAACAAGGCAUGUGACAUGUUGGUGGAUGAGCUGAGAGUUCCUCACUCAUGGUACCAAUUGGCCAACAAGGGUCUUGUGUGUAAUGAGUAUGGAAAAUGGGUCAAGCCUAGAAGAGACCCUGAAGACAUACCUUCUCCCAUUGAAGGAGCACAAAAGCACAGCCUUAAUAUUGAGGAGGCCCAAAAAGGCCGUGAAAGACUUGUACACUUGCAGAGUCUUUAAAUGAUGUAGAGAGAUUCUUUUAA
Molecule: messenger RNA, 1661 nt
Organism: Eucalyptus grandis
Lineage: Eukaryota; Viridiplantae; Streptophyta; Magnoliopsida; Myrtales; Myrtaceae
Product: phospholipase A1-Igamma1, chloroplastic
Exons: 1
Coding region: 76-1638 (520 amino acids)
Biological process (GO): lipid metabolic process
Molecular function (GO): glycerophospholipase activity
Source: RefSeq, a predicted model, not a curated record